Equus caballus (horse) is the source of this 582-nucleotide messenger RNA. RefSeq names its product methyl-CpG-binding domain protein 3-like 1. The record is from RefSeq and is a predicted model, not a curated record. Lineage: Eukaryota; Metazoa; Chordata; Mammalia; Perissodactyla; Equidae.
AUGGUCAAGUCUUCACAGAGGAACCAAUCCAAACCAAAGCCUGGGUUAAGCACCUCCAUCCCUUUGAGGCUGUCCAGUUACAUCUUCCAGAGGUCAGUUACAUCCCAUCCUGGCAAUGAGGUCAGAUGCCAUCAAUGGGAGGAAACCCUGGAGCGGCCCCAACAAGUCUGCUGGCAGAAGAGACUGCAAGGGCUGCAGGCCUGCAGCAGUGCAGGAGAACUGUUAAGCCCUCUGGAUCUUGCCAAAGCCUUGCACAACCUUACACCCAAUUGCACAGGCACAUCCCUGCCAGGCGUGCUCAGGGGUGGUCUGAACUCCAGUCCCAUGCCUGCCCCUUUCAGGUCUUUAGAUUUUGCAGAGAUGAUUCCAAGAGCUGGUCUGGACAUCCCCCAGCAACUCUGUAAACAAUUUCUGGUGACUGAGGAAGAUAUCAGGAAACAGGAAGGGAAAGUGAAGAUGGCAAGAGAGAGACUGACAAUGACGUUGGUUGCAGACAGACUUGCUAGUGAGGCGGAGAGAGUGAGGGGCCAAGAAGGACAUCCUGACAAACACUAUGAAAAAAAGAGAAGAUGGCGCAGAUGA